AUGUUACUUGAUCUUAAUACAAAAAAGACAGUAACAAGACCCUUUGUAACAGUACUUCUGAUCACCAAGCAAGUGAUCAAAAUUGUGGAACAAAUGGCAUACAACAAAGGCGUUUGUGAUUUGAGUACUUAUCAUUGGAAGAAUGGUGAAAUCAUAUUGGAUGGUGAUUUGCUUGCAGGAGUGGACCAAGAUGAAUUGUGGGAUGAUACAUAUAUUCCAUGCAAAAAUGAAUACAAACGAAGCAAUGAGAAUCUUUGUAUUGAAAAGAUUGAUCAAGAUGAAAUUGAGCACACCAAAAAUGUUGAAGAACAGACAGAAGACAGGAGUGUUGCAAGUAUUUAUGAACGAUUGAGACGGAGAAAUGAUGAUGAUAAUUCCGAUCAAGAUCCCAAUCCAAAUGAAAAAUAUCAGAAUGAUGAAGAUUUAAAUGAAAAGAUUCAAGAAAUUGAAGCAGACAUACAAAAAGACAAGGAAAAUGUCGAAUCACUUAACAAUGAAGAACAAAUCGAGGAAACCCGUGAAACAUAUGAGGAAAAUGACAAUUUAAUUGAUCGAAUUCAAGAUGAAAUCAAAGAAUGUGAAAAUCAAGUCAAUGAUGUUUGCAAAUCUGUGGCAAAUUUGGAUGAUAAUGAAAAUGAAAAUGAUGAAUCUGACGAUAAUUGGGACGAAUCAAGUGACGAUGAUAAUUGA
This is a messenger RNA of Cylindrotheca closterium, 690 nucleotides long. Lineage: Eukaryota; Bacillariophyta; Bacillariophyceae; Bacillariales; Bacillariaceae. The record is from the annotation of a GenBank genome assembly.